Messenger RNA from Gongylonema pulchrum, 324 nucleotides. NCBI's taxonomy places the organism in Eukaryota, Metazoa, Nematoda, Chromadorea, Rhabditida, Gongylonematidae. The record is from the annotation of a GenBank genome assembly.
GAUGAUUACUCGGAAGCACUGAAAAGGAUGGCAGAUUAUUUCAAAAAAGCUUAUGAACUAAACAAUAAAAUUCGAUUUGAAGUGUUUAUCCAUAAAGUGGAUGGAUUAAAUGAAGAGGUGAAAUUGGAGACGCAACGCGAUAUAUUUCAACGUAUCCAAGACGAUCUCCAGGACGAUGGCUAUGAUAAACUUCAUAUAACGCAAAUAACUCGAGCCUCACGUGAAGCAGUUUUGAUCACUUUAUUCGUGGGACUGAUUGAUCAAGGACCUUUUCUUGUGUUGCAGAUAUCAUUUGACCUCAAUUUACGAUCAUUCAAUAUUUGA